Sceloporus undulatus (fence lizard) is the source of this 2986-nucleotide messenger RNA. Its product is annotated as merlin-like. Gene Ontology annotation, biological process: positive regulation of early endosome to late endosome transport; regulation of organelle assembly; positive regulation of protein localization to early endosome. Lineage: Eukaryota; Metazoa; Chordata; Lepidosauria; Squamata; Phrynosomatidae. The coding region runs from base 310 to 2388 and encodes 692 amino acids. The record is from RefSeq and is a predicted model, not a curated record. Gene Ontology annotation, molecular function: actin binding; cell adhesion molecule binding. Gene Ontology annotation, cellular component: adherens junction; plasma membrane; cytoskeleton. The transcript has 18 exons.
CACUGAUGUUAUUUUCGUUCCCUCCCAUGCUCGGAUGGAAGGCAGUGCACUAAAAGCCUUGCGGUGCUGUGUUUAAUGUUUCCCCCCUUUUCUUUGCAGUGCCUGCUGUUUCCACAUCCACAGGAAGAAGAGGGUGGCAUCAUGAGAGGAGGAGUGUUCAAAGCAUCCAUGCGUCAGCUCUCCCACCCUCCUAUCACCUGGGAAUGUACACACUUCGAUUUCUGUGGAAGGCAGCUGGGCUGACAUGCUCCAGUUCAUGCUCGGAACAAACAAAGGAGCUACAACAGCAGCCACAGGGUCUGAUCACUGAUGCAAUGGGCACAUAGGAAAUGCCAGCUUUUGCAGUGCCUGUUUUGCUUGUCACCUCCUUCAUGUGAGAGACAGGGGACGCGUUGGACUUGCGCUGUGCAACCGCAAGCAUCCAGGAAACCUGGCAGGCGCAAUAGGGAAGCCUUAUUAAAAACAAUGUCCAUUACGGGACUGAAGAAGAAGCAGCCGAAAAUGUUUAAAGUGAAGGUCACCACGAUGGACGCCGAGAUGGAGUUCAACUGUGAGAUGAAAUGGAAGGGCAAGGACCUCUUUGACCUGGUGUGCCGCGCUUUGGGCCUUCGGGAAUCGUGGUUCUUCGGCUUGCAAUACUGCGCCAAAGGGAUGGGGACCUGGCUGAAGAUGGAGAAAAAGGUUUUGGACCAAGACGUGCCCAAAGAAGACCCCGUCCGCUUCAAUUUCCUGGUCAAGUUCUACCCCGAAAAGGUCGAAGAGGAACUGCUCCAGGAGAUCACCCAACACCUCUUCUUCCUCCAGGUUAAGAAACAGAUACUCAACGAAGAAAUCUACUGUUCGCCGGAGGUGACGGUUCUGUUGGCGUCCUACGCCAUUCAAGCCAAGUACGGCGACUACGACCCAGACCUCCACAAGCCAGGAUUCCUCGUUCCGGAAGAACUCCUUCCAAAGAGAGUCCUGCGUCAAUAUCAGAUGACCCCCGAUAUGUGGGAAGAAAGGAUUACGGCUUGGUAUGCGUGCCAUCGAGGAAUAGCCAGGUACGAAGCAGAGAUGAACUACCUGAAAAUCGCACAAGACUUGGAAAUGUACGGCGUGAAUUAUUUCCCUAUCGCUCAAAAGAAGAACCACACCGAAUUCCUGCUCGGUGUCGACGCAAAAGGGGUCCACGUCUACAGCAUCAACAACCGCUUCUCGCCAAACAAGUCUUUCGAAUGGAGCAGCAUCCGGAACAUCUCUUACACCGAGAAAGAGCUCACCAUUAAACCCAUUGACAAGAAGGAGGACGUCUUCAAGUUCUUCUCCUCCCAGCCGAAAGUCAACAAACUGAUCAUGCAGCUGUUCAUUGGAAACCACGAUUUGUUCAUGAGGAGGCGGCGAGUGGAUCCCAUCGAGAUCCAGCAAAUGAAAGCUCAAGCGCGGGAGGAAAAAGCUCGGAAGAAGAUGGAGCACCAGCGCCUGGCCAGGGAGAAGCAGCUGCGGGAAGAGGCAGAACGCGCCAAGGACGAACUGGAACGGCGCCUCUUCGAAGUGGAAGACGAAGCCCGCCAGGCCCACGAAGCGCGGCGCCGUUCGGAGGCCACGGCGGAGCUUCUGGCGGAGAAGGCCCAGAUUGCGGAGGAGGAGGCCAAACUCCUGGCCCAGAACGCGGCCGAGGCAGAGGAGCAGCGGCAAAGGCUGGAGUUGGCUGCCUUGAAGACGAAGGAGGAGAAGCGCCUGAUGGAGCACAAGAUGCGGGAGGCCGAGCUGAUCGCCAUGACACUGGUGAAGGAGUCAGACCGGAGGGCCAAGGAAGCCGAACAUUUGAAGCAGGACUUGCAUGUGGCCCGGGAGGCUGAGGAAAAGGCCAAGCAGAAGCUCCAGGAGGUGAGCAGGAGUCGGCCUGCUACACCGCAUCCUCCCAAACUUCUCCCGGCCUUAACUGUGGAUGCCGAGAAGGGAUCCACAAAGCUGGAUUUACGGGACAUCGACUUGAAGAGGCUUUCCUUGGAGAUCGAGAGAGAAAGGUUAGACUACCUGGACAAGAGCCGGAAGUUCGAAGAUCGGCUGAAGGAACUCAAAUCCGAAAUCCAAACGCUGAAACUGGAAGAGAAACAGGCCAGCUUCCUCUCGCAUUGGAACGAAGUCCUGGGCGCUUUGGACCGCUCUUCGGCCAAGCUGUGCAAGGUUCCUUUGUGGAUGAAAGCUCUGGAGGUGGACUUUUUGGAGAGCCUGCAAAGACCUUUCUUAGAGACUCCGCUCUGCGUGACCGAUGAUGGCUCCAUGCCCAAUGCGCCGGUGGCCGACGCCCCUCUCCAGACGGACUCCUUGGUUGCCAGCCAUGUGGGCACAGGUGCCAGGAGGCACAUUAAGGUCCAGCAGCACAAGACAGAUGUCAUCUAUAUCUGAAUCUCAAAUGCUUGUUUGAUAAACUCUCAAGGCUAUUCUAGCGAUCCGGGAAAGACUGAUGGCAUGAAGGCAUGAGAGACAUGGAAUAUUUCUAUCUGGUUCCCACUUGGUGCUUCUUCCGUUAUGAAACUGGCUGAUCCAAAGAGCGGAAGCUGAAUGCACCUUCUUGGUGGUAUCCUCAAAUGUCGUCUGUGUUAACUGAAGAUCCAUCCUUGCAAUGUUCAAAGACUCUUUAAGGGAUGGAAACAGUGAAAGCAUAAGCGUAAGCCGGUGAUCCUAUUAAGUUACUUGAGAGCAAGACCACAGGACAGAGUGGCAUUUACUUUGGAGUAGACAGGAAAAAAAUCACCAGGCUGGGUGCCCUUUGGAAACCAGCAAAAGACAUUCAUUGUGGCUCAUUGAGUUCUACUGAAAGCAACCAAGGUGUACUUACAAUGACUUAACCAAAUCAAGGUUCUGUAUAUGUAGGGAUUUGUGUAAAGGUGGGUGUUUAUGGCCAUACAUGCGGAGAUUGAUGUUUAAAGAGUUCUCUAGGUUUCCAUGAGUAUGUUUUUCUAGAAAAAGUAAAAUAAAAGACGGACAAAACAUGGUGUCGAAA